AUGUACAAAGUAAAUUUCCCUGUUGACCAAUCGAUUGAGACUGCUGUGGAGCGGAGACAGGCUGCCGAGGCUGCACGCAAGGCUCGAAUUUUCAAUACGAGGCUGCGUGUAAUGGGCCUUGACCUGGAUGCACUCAACAAACAGACUCAGGAGAAAAAGCACCGCGAAGGAAUGGAGAGAGAGAGGGACAAAGCUUUUGAUCAGAUGAGACUGAAGCAUCAUGAAGCGCUGUUGCAGAGAGACAUAGAGGAAAGGAAAGUGCGUGAAGCUUUGCACGCUGGCCUGACUCAGUAUUGGAGCAUCCAGCAGCGUGUGGAGGACUCUCGUGACGCCGAUCUCAAGUGUGGCGUGAGGGGGGCAUUCAGGAUCAAUGUUCCGGAGGCUGAGCUAGGGCCUGCCAGCAUGCAGAUCUUUCAGGGCGAAGAUAUUGGAGAGGCACAGCGGAGGAGAGAACAAAUGAAACAGACAGAACGAGAUCUGCUGGCACAAAUAGUCCAAAAGGAGAGAAGGUGCAUGGAAAUUAGGCACAGAGAGAUGCUCGCAGAGAAAGAGCUGUUGCAGCAUGACCUCAGUUGGAGGCACAAACUCGAUGCUGAGGAGGAAGGCAAAAAAGCUGUCCGUGUCGCUCUUGACCACUACAAUCAAACUCUGGCUAUAGAGCAGGCUGAAAGACUGAAGGAGGCAGACCGGAGAGAGGCGAGCGAGAAUCUUGCUGAGAAGUGGCACACAUUGACAUCCGCCAUAAUGACAGAGGGUUGGGAUGCGGCAGUGAACCGGCUGGAGGAAGGGAAGCCUGCUGCGACCGACAGGUGGAAAGGCAUGAGCCCCGAGCAGCUGCGCGCCAUCCACAGGGAAAGAGAGGCGCAAUGCAUUGAGAGACAGAGAUGGCGUGAUGUCGAGAAGAACAGGGAUGCAGCCUGGAACGCCCAGCUCCUAGAGGCAUCCAGAGAAGCCCAGCGAGAGGAAAGGAGAAUGUCAGAACUCAGGAGAGCAAAGCGGAUCCAAGCAGACCAGUUCAACAUGCAGCUAGCUAAAGAGCAGGAAGCACAUCAACAGUAUUUGGACAAGGAGCUGUACACCAACAAACCCACUCAGGACUUCUUCUGUCAAUUUAAAACCACCUCUCGCUGA
Phycodurus eques (leafy seadragon) is the source of this 1131-nucleotide messenger RNA. RefSeq names its product RIB43A domain with coiled-coils 1 (gene ribc1). NCBI's taxonomy places the organism in Eukaryota, Metazoa, Chordata, Actinopteri, Syngnathiformes, Syngnathidae. The transcript has 7 exons. The record is from RefSeq and is a predicted model, not a curated record. The coding region runs from base 1 to 1131 and encodes 376 amino acids.